Molecule: messenger RNA, 585 nt
Organism: Mandrillus leucophaeus (drill)
Lineage: Eukaryota; Metazoa; Chordata; Mammalia; Primates; Cercopithecidae
Product: putative RNA polymerase II subunit A C-terminal domain phosphatase SSU72-like protein 2
Exons: 1
Coding region: 1-585 (194 amino acids)
Biological process (GO): termination of RNA polymerase II transcription
Cellular component (GO): mRNA cleavage and polyadenylation specificity factor complex; nucleus
Molecular function (GO): RNA polymerase II CTD heptapeptide repeat phosphatase activity
Source: RefSeq, a predicted model, not a curated record
AUGUUCUCCUCCUCACUCAGGGUGGCUGUGGUGUGUGUGAGCAACAUCAACAGGAGCAUGGAGGCCCACAGCAUCCUCAGGAGAAAAGGGCUGAGUGUCCGGUCUUUCGGAACGGAAUCUAAUGUGAGGCUACCAGGACCAAGACCCGGUCGUCCUGUAGUUUAUGAUUUUGCAGCAACAUAUAAGGAGAUGUACAAUGACCUCGUCAGGAAAGACAGAGAAUGUUACACCCAUAAUGGGAUCUUACACAUCUUGGGAAGAAAUGAGAGAAUCAAGCCCGGUCCAGAAAGAUUUCAGGAGUGCACUGAUUUCUUUGAUGUCAUCUUCACCUGUGAGGAGAGUGUCUAUGACACAGUGGUGGAAGAUCUGUGUUCCAGAGAACAGCAGACCUUGCAGCCUGUGCACGUGAUCAACAUGGACAUCAAAGAUACCCUGGAAGAUGCCACCCUGGGAGCUUUCCUCAUCUGUGAGCUUUGCCAGUGCCUGCAGCAGUCAGACGACAUGGAAGACAGUCUGGAGGAGCUGCUGUUGCAAAUGGAGGAGAAGUCAGGAAGAAGCUUUCUUCACACCGUCUGCUUCUACUGA